CUCUGAUGCCUGUGCUCAAAAGUACGAAAUCGCAACAUUGGAUGAAGGAGAUAAACAAAAAAGAAUUCCAAGACGGCAACAAAGAUGGAUAUCAGAGAUAAGGAUAAAAAUGAGCAUCCCCUUUCACUAAAAGUUAUGAGGCUAACUCGACCAAGUUUGUUCAGUUCCAUGGUAGUUACAUGUGAACCAGGCGAUAUCCCUGGAAAUUUAUUUGCCAGUGACCUAAAAAAAGAUCUGACUUCAGUUAAUGGGACUGAAACCCUAGCAGUGGGUCAAUUUCUCCUUCUUCCGCAGAGCUUUGGGAAUCUUUACCUCGGAGAAACUUUUUCCAGUUAUGUCUGUGUACAGAACAAUAGCUCAGUGACCGUCAAAGAUGUGUCGGUGAAGUCGGAUCUCCAGACAAGUUCACAAAAGAUUUCGUUAUCGGCAAUCAGGGCACCGCAAGAACUUCAACCAAGGCAUACAGUGGAUGAAGUUAUUCAUCAUGAGGUUACUGAACUUGGAACCCACAUACUUGUAUGUGAAGUUAGCUACAUGAGCACAUCUGGUCUGCUGAAAUCAUUCCGUAAAUUCUUCAAAAUUCAAGUGCUCAACCCACUGAAUGUGAAAACAAAUUUCUACAAUGCAGAGUCUGAUGACGUUUACUUGGAGGCCCAAGUCCAAAAUAUGACAGCAGGACCAAUUUGUCUUGAGAAAGUUCAACUUGAGUCGUCGCAAGCAUUCGUUGUACGUUCACUCAAUCAAGUUAAUGGUCGCUCAGUUUUUGGAUCCGUGAAUGUAGUGCAGCCUCAAGCAUGUCGUCAGUUUCUGUACUGCCUGAGUCCAAAGCCUUCAUUGUCAAGUUCCACUAACAUUGGCAAAUUAGAUAUUGUUUGGAGAUCCAACUUAGGAGAGAGAGGUCGCUUGCAGACUAGUCAACUGCAGCGAAUGAUUCCUGAAUACAGAGAUGUCAGAAUAACUGUGAUCGAAUUGCCCAAUUUAGUUUACGUGGAGGAACCAUUCACGUUUACAUGCAAACUUCUAAAUACUAGUGGACGGAAAAUGGAGCUAAUUUUAAACCUCAACACAUCAAGUCCGUGCAAUUUGGUUUGGGCUGAUAUUUCAGGAAAAUCAUUAGGCACACUUGAAGCUGCCGCCUCUAAAGAAAUAAGUCUUACAGCUGUUCCCCUUGCAACUGGCCUACAUAAUAUUUCUGGAAUUCAACUCGCAGACAGUUUAAAUAAAAAGACAUACGACUAUGAUGAGCUGGCUCAGGUUUUUGUGGUCCAAAAGCCAGUCGAGGAGUGACGUUGUCUUGUAAGCGUUUUGUUAUGUGUGUUUCAUCACACAAAAAUCUAUGAUAAAUAUAUAGAUUAAAAAAUUCUUUCAUGUUUAUUUUUAAUUUUUAAAAAAAAUAUCAAUAAAAAAUAUACUAAAAUUACUUUGCCGCAACUAAAUGGGAGAAAGAAAAUUUUUAUGUAGUUAUAAUUUCAAAUAAAAAAAAUGGCAAAGUAUUAAAUUUCAA
This is a messenger RNA of Neocloeon triangulifer, 1504 nucleotides long. RefSeq names its product trafficking protein particle complex subunit 13. The record is from RefSeq and is a predicted model, not a curated record. The transcript is spliced from 11 exons. The coding region runs from base 85 to 1287 and encodes 400 amino acids. Gene Ontology annotation, cellular component: TRAPPIII protein complex. NCBI's taxonomy places the organism in Eukaryota, Metazoa, Arthropoda, Insecta, Ephemeroptera, Baetidae.